Molecule: messenger RNA, 254 nt
Organism: Ambispora gerdemannii
Lineage: Eukaryota; Fungi; Glomeromycota; Glomeromycetes; Archaeosporales; Ambisporaceae
Source: the annotation of a GenBank genome assembly
AUGAGUCAUAUUCAUAAAGAAUAUUAUAGUACUAAUGCAAGAUAUUUAUCAGAUAAGACCAUCAAAGACAUUAAAACAUCAUUCAAAUAUAUUGAGAAUUGGGAACGUAAACAGCAAAUGAUAGAUUCUUAUCCAUCUCAGAGCAGGCCAUUAGGUGAUGAAUCGGAGAUUCGAGACUCUGUCUCUUCUUUGAAUCAUAGCUCUUCGAGCCUACACACUUCAGUUAAAACUUCAAAUCAACAGAUAAAAAAGAG